This is a messenger RNA of Striga asiatica, 1212 nucleotides long. The record is from the annotation of a GenBank genome assembly. NCBI's taxonomy places the organism in Eukaryota, Viridiplantae, Streptophyta, Magnoliopsida, Lamiales, Orobanchaceae.
GCGUACCGCGUCCGGAGGAAAAAUGGUGAGCUUGAACAUGCCCUCUCCGCCAACUUGAGUUUGGUCCUCUUGCUUCUUCUUCAGUAUGGCCUCACGGAUUCUUCUGGCGGACCCAGCUGCAGAUCUACAACGGUAAACGUCCAACAACUGCAGGCUCGGCACAUCCGCCAGCCCAAUUGGAAUCUCCCCAAGCUCCUCACAGUUCUUCAGCUCGAGCCGUUUGAGCCUCGGGAAGUGAUGUCCCGAGACCUUCCACACGACCAGAUCUGUCGGCCCAAUAAACAGCACUUCCAGGCGGCGGAAUCCCCCGUCAGCCGCCUCCCAAUGCUUUCCCUUGAAAGCCCCAUCCUUCAGCUUCAGCACCUCGAGGCUGUCGAGCAAGCCCAAGGUGGACAUUUGGCUCCAUUCGAGAAAUGUUUCAGAGAGAGUCAGGCUCCGGAGUUUCGGCGGGAACUUGUAAUGCUGAGGAAGGACCCGCAGCUGGCCCUCGGAAGCCGGGCUAGGGAACACGUCAUUCACAAGCUUCAGCUUCUCGAGGCAUGCCAUCUUCGCAAGGCUGCGGCCACGAAUGCCGAGACUCUUGAGGUUGCGGGCCCGGUUGAGGAUCUCCUCCGUGCAGCUCUGCGGCGAGAUGAAACCAAGGGUCUGGAGCUUCUCGCCUUCUUUGCCCGCUGCCUUGGGUGCAGGCAGGGAUGCGGAUGCGUUCGUUUUGAUGUGCCUAAGUUGGGUCAUUUUCCAGAUAUCAACUUUGAUGUCGAGCGUACGGGAUGGGGUGUCGACCACCAGGGUUUGCAGGUUCCAGAAUUUGGCGAAGUAGGAGGGAAGGGUGGGCGAGGUGGAGGACAGCGUGAUGUACCUCAGGUGAAACAGCUGAUACAGCUCGGAAGGGAUCUUGACCCGGAGGAGCUUGAAGGCCGAGGGGAUGUUGGAGAGACUCGAUGCCGGGAGGUUGAUCUCCUCUUUCGAGAAACAGGCGAAAGAGCGGAUACGCUUAGAGGAGACAAACUCCACAACAUCGGAGUGGAUGCAGAGCCGACGAUAUUUCUCCAGAUCACAGACACGAGGGUAGAAGCACCCCUCGCUCGACUUUUUAAUCUCCUGGAGGAAAUUUUCUCCCUCAUUCCCGGCCUCACUCUUGCAGAACUCACGGAGCUUGUUGUGGAUGAGGCACGUCUUCACCUUGCCAUUGAGCUUCCUCUUUUCGACCCUAAU